This is a messenger RNA of Hippoglossus stenolepis (Pacific halibut), 7158 nucleotides long. RefSeq names its product zinc finger and BTB domain containing 37 (gene zbtb37). Gene Ontology annotation, molecular function: DNA-binding transcription factor activity, RNA polymerase II-specific; protein binding; RNA polymerase II cis-regulatory region sequence-specific DNA binding. The transcript has 4 exons. NCBI's taxonomy places the organism in Eukaryota, Metazoa, Chordata, Actinopteri, Pleuronectiformes, Pleuronectidae. The record is from RefSeq and is a predicted model, not a curated record. Gene Ontology annotation, biological process: regulation of transcription by RNA polymerase II. The coding region runs from base 382 to 1941 and encodes 519 amino acids.
UCCUUCCUUCCUGCAGCCCUCAGCCUGAGAGGAAGAUGACGAUCAGUCCGCCGACACUCGACCGAGUCUGAACCGAGUCUGAACCGAGUCUCACCUCCAGCGGAAUGGAGACGGACCCGAGCCCGAACUCAGCUGCUCUUCUCCGGCCUUGAAACUGACGCGACCACCGCUGGAGCCGCGGAGCUCCGGAGCCUGGAGGAGCGGCGGGUGGAGCUGCAGCCUGCCGGGCCGAGCCGAGCCGAGCCGGGCCGAGCCGGGCCGUCAUCUCCCUUCACUGCGGAGGAUGCUCAGCUAGCUGCAGGACUGAAGCCUCGACAGACCCGCACCCUGGAGCCAGAGCCGACCCCCCCCUGCCCCCUCAGUGUCCCCGCAGGCUGCAGCAUGGAGCGCUCUGGUAGCAUCCAACUCGACAUCCCGGACUUCAGUAAUUCGGUUCUGUCACACUUGAACCAGCUCCGUGUACAGGGCCGUCUCUGCGACAUCGUGGUCAAUGUUCAGGGCCAGAGCUUCCGUGCACACAAGGUGGUCCUGGCCGCAAGCUCACCGUACUUCCGGGACCACAUGUCUCUGAGCCAGAUGAGCACGGUGUCACUGACAGUGAUCCGAAACCCGUCUGUGUUCGAGCAGCUGCUGUCCUUCUGCUACACGGGCCGUCUUUGCCUGCAGCUCGCCGACAUCAUCAGCUACCUGACAGCUGCCAGCUUCCUGCAGAUGCAGCACAUCAUCGAUCGCUGCACCCAGAUCCUGGAGGGCAUCCACCUGAAGAUCAGCCUCGCCGAACUGGAUGAGGAGUCCAGGGAGGAGGAAGUGCGGGGGUCCAGGGGGGGCAGGACCCUGGAGGCGGUGGUUCGAGGAGGGGGUCAUCAUGGUGAUCUGCGGCUCCUUGGCCCACGGGGCGGUGCAGAGGCACGUGAAGCAAUCAGCCCCGUUGAAGAGCCGAUCAGCCCGCCCCCAACUGUGGAGCACAGUGGGCUGGAGGGGCCCGGGGUUGCUGCUGCUGGAAGAGCAGGCAAAGAACCGAUCCUUCGCAUCAACCGGGCUGGUCAGUGGUACAUGGAGACAAGCAGCGAGCCGGAGAGGAGCCGCAGCGCGGAGGAGGCUGGCAGCGUGGAUGGAGUAAGGAUCAAGACGGAGAGGAUGGAGGAGUGGAUCGGAGCCGGAGAGCAACAGGAAGAGGAGGGGCAGGUAGAGGAAGGGACCACAGUGAUGAUCGACACGUCAGGACGCAGCACGCUGGUGACCGGGCCAGUGGGGGCGCUGGGGACCCGGAGCGUCCAACCAUCCUCCAGCUUCAGCGAGACAGACAGGUUCAGUCCCACCGGCAGCGUGGUCGUCCUGGCGGAACGUCAGAGGGCGAAGAGUGAGUCUCCCAACAGGGCAGACGAAGUGCGACAGCCGAACUCCCAGGGGGAGGAGCAUGCAGCGUUUGAUAUGGGUGGUUACGAGGACUACCUGAGGGAACAAGUAGGAGACCGCUGGUUCCGCUACAACCCCCGACUCACCUGCAUCUACUGCUGCAAGUCCUUCAAUCAGAAGGGCAGUCUGGACCGCCACAUGCGCCUGCACAUGGGCAUCACGCCAUUUGUCUGUCGUAUUUGCGGGAAGAAGUACACCCGCAAGGACCAGCUGGAGUACCACAUCCGCAAGCACACGGGUAACAAGCCCUUCCACUGUCAUGUAUGCGGCAAGAGCUUCCCCUUCCAGGCCAUCCUCAAUCAGCACUUCCGCAAGAACCACCCUGGCUGUGCCCCCCAAGAGGCUCACAGCGCUUCCCCCGAAACCACCACCACCUCCGUCACGUCCAGGGGGGGUCCAAGCGACGAGGCUUCUCCUAGCCAGGAAGAGCCAGAGGGUGCGGGCAGUGGUGGUGGGAGCAGCAGCGGCGGAGGCCAGUAUAGUGAGGGCCCCCAGGCCUCGGUCUCCACCACCGGGCCUGACUGACCCAGAGAGGCGGAGGGUGGGGUCGAGGUCGGGUGGGGUGACGCCACAGUAGCGACAGAAAAGACACCUUUGAGUCCGAACUGAGAUUUUUCCGCUUUAAACCGCAUCUACCUUCACUAACCAAAACAAACAGAUUAAGCUAAAAUGAAGAAAUGCCACACACCCCAACAACCUCAUACACCACAGGACACAGUGGUUCUCAUUUAUUACGUUACAGAUUUCUAAUUUUAUAUUUACAAGUAUUACAGGUUCAUAAAUUAACAUCACAACAGUUUGUCUGGUGGAAACUUUGCCAAACUACUCAGUGCCAGUUUAACAGAUCAAAUCCUUCAUAUUUGCCUUGAGACAAUCCAGGGUGCAGAGUUGGAUUUUAAUAAUCCUGCGUCCUCUUCAAGUGCCACAACGACGUCAAAAGAUAAAGCUGCAAAAAUAGGUUCAAUGAGAAAACUACGUUGAAUUCCAGUGUGAUCAGAGUUUCUAUGAAUGAGCGCCGUGUUGUAAAAGAAGGAAAAGUUUCACUCUACUGAUCAAACACGUAUCAAACAUGUAAACACUGUAGUUCACAGUGUAAUUCUGUCUCUUUGCCUUUAGGGGCCGACCUUUGUUUCUCUACUUCUAAACUAAUUGUCUUUAAAAUGUCAGAAAAAGAGAAAAUGUUCAAAAAACAAAAAACAAACAUUCUUUUAGGUUUGAAUGUUCAGUUUGACUCUGGUUUAAUUAUUAAACCCAAAAUCUUCUAUGUUUGAGAAAUAUACAUUUUAACAUUAAUAAGACAGUCAAUGCUCAAAUAUGUUGCAUCUUAAAAUGUUUAACUUUUAAAUGAGAGUGAAUCAGUGAGAAUAGUUAAAUGUGAAAAUGAUAUUUGAUUGAAAAACAUUUAAAUGUUUUAUUCAUUAAUUAAAUUAGAUGAAGUAAGAACUUCCAGAGCUUUUGUCUGUAUCUCACAGGCUUCUUCAGGUUCAGGUCACAUGAGAGUUUGAGUUUGACCACGAGAAGCAGUUGGAAGCUUCAGAUGGAGAACAGAGGAGUUGGGUGUGGAGCAGUGACACAGGUGAAGAGCUCUGGUCGCACUGGAUUUGAAUCUUUGAAUCUUGUGGCAGUUGGAGUCAGUCGUUCAGGAACAGACUCGCAGCAGGAAAACGCUGGACAAUGUCUGGCCUCAGAUAAGCUACACAGCUCAGUUACCUCUCAUCACUACGCAAUACAGCUGCUGCACUGCACAGCACAGCACCACCGGGGGGCGCUCUGAUCCACCCACUCAGAUCCAGAGAUCUCCGUCAGUCUUCUCAGAUAUUUUUAUAAAAGCAUGUCUUUAUUGUUCUUCAGAUUUUUGCGGAAACACUUUUUUGCUCUGACAAUGUGUGAAGACGAGUCGACACCUGAUCAACAACGUUAUACGUUAAUGAUGCAUCAGCUUCUGCACAGAGAAAAACUACAAAACAAACAGAAACUACACAUUAGAGCUGUGCUAACAGUUUCAAUAGGAUUAUAAUAAUAAUCGAUUCAUCCUUUAUGGAUCCUUCAGUAAUAAACCUAAGACCUUUUGGUUUAAAAGUAUUAAAUCAUAGAAUUAGUUGCUAAUUAAGAUUUUUCUACUUUCAGUUCCAAAAACUGAGGGAAGUAAUGCUAACCAUAGCGCACAUGCUAAAGACUUAUCACGCACAGAUUGUAUUCCAGUGGUUCAAACCUUUUUUUACUGUCACAGCUGUUUGUAGCUGUUUCUACCAGCUCUGCUAAAAUAGUUAGCAUCUGGAGCUACUUUACUCAUUUCUUAGCCGAUGUUGAAACAUCAGCUGCUUCAAUGUCGCGCAGACAAAGUACGUACAGAAAAUUAACGUCAGUGGUUCAAAGCUGUUGAAUGUCACGCACAUCAUUGACCUGCAUUACACGCAGAAAACAAGCAAACAAUUUUCUUAUCAUGUACAAACUGUUCCAGUGUUUAGGGUUGUUGUAGCUAGCUGCUCACACCAUCCGUGGCUAAGCUAGUGUGGAUAUCUGUUUAAUCUUUGCUUGCAGUACAAGAAAGUUCCAGGACGUGUUAGCCUAGCUUAGCACAAAGACUAGAAUGUGGGGGAAACUGUUAGCCUAACUACAAGAAAGGAAAAAACAUCCACCCUCAAAUAUUUUCAGCAGUAAUGUCUCCACAUGGCUAAGGUUAGCUUGAUAGCUAACAGACAGUUAGCUUUUACCACAAGAAUACAAUCUACAUACGAUGAUGAUACAUGUUUAAUAUUGCUUUUAACUGCAAUCAUUAUUUUCAUUAUAGAUUCAUCUGUUCAUCAAUGAGUCCUUUGAUUUGUAAAACAAAGAUCGCAACCAUUUCAGAUGUGUUCUUUUAAAAAGGAUGAAGUGAUGAAUCCUCAGGAGCUGGAGCCUUUUCAUAAAAAUGAUCAUGAAUAUUAUUGAUUAUCAAUAUAGUAUUUUUCCUUUGAUCACCAAAUGAACGGGCUGAUGGUUUCAGCUCAAGUAGGGUUUGAUGCCGACACUUGCGGUAGAGCUGAUGCAUCUUUGACUGACGGCUGUGAUCAGGUAGCGACAGGACGAAGAGCCAGACCCAGUCAGACCAGAUGGAUGUAGUAGCCAGGUCACGGAGCUGGACUUAAAAACCCUCCAGAGGUCAAAGUUCAUCUUCUGGAGGGUGGAGACCAGGUCACCUGGCAACCAAAGGAAAGACGGCGUUCAAACGCCGAAACAACUUCAGCACUUAUCAGAGAGACGGGGUCAGAAAGAGACUUUUUUAUAAAAACAGAACAAUUUUAAAUGUACACAUAUUAUCAGACAAACAUAUUUAAACUAUGUAAACACGAGGAGUUGAUUCAGACGCAGGUCGGCAGGUAGCACAUGGACCGGCUGUUACUGUUUUUCUAGAGCUAUGAAUCACAUUCUCAGUGGACGGUCAAUUUUUUUAUGCAAGUGAAGCAGCAGCUCCUGGCGGGACUCGAGUUUUCCUGCCUGAUUACCGCGCUCACUCUUCAGGCUAAAGCAGGAACUAUCAGGUACACAGAGACUUUUCUUUCACUCUGCUAAUCGGACAUUUACCUUCCCUACAGAGCAGAAUGCUAACUGCUAAACCUCAAUAACGAGAAAUAAAACUAACCUGUUAAUAAACAAACAGCCGCAGGUCAUAAAAAAGAAUCGGAGGACGACAAACCGAGCUGAGCAACAUGGAACAAAAAUCAGUUGAUGUGAAAACCACAAGACCUCGUUUUAAUUCUUAACGCACAUUAACUUUCAGUUUUACAAAAACGUACAUGUUAUAAUGUUAAACGUUUGCAUGUACAGUUGAAAUAAAGUUGUAGAAACAGGAAAAUUAACUUUGGCCAAUUAGAUUCAUCAAACAAAAAUAUCAGUGGAAACCAACCGAGCAACAUUUUACUGCAGUGACAUCAGGCAGAUUCUUCUGGAUGUUUGAAUCCAGUUUGUGCCUCAAGUUAUUAUAAGUUAUUAUUUCAGAUGAACCAUUAGAACUGAAGUGAUGUGAACAUUGAGAUGUAAAAGUAAAAGUUUUAUGGUUGAACGUUAUAUAUGUAUAUGCACAUAAAUUAUUACAGUUCAUACGACCUCUUUGCUCUUCCAUCUAAAAUCAGCUUAAACUGUCUGUUAGCCGGAACUAAUUUUAAUUUAGUGAUGUGUAAAUGUCCACAUUGUUUACUUUGAUUUAUUAAGGUCGACUUUGAACUUCUGGUUUAACCAGGUCCUGGUUCAGACUUUGAUUUUAUGAAGUCUCCUCUUUAAAAGAUGUAGUGGUUGAGGUUAGCUUCGAGUUAGCUUACACUUAGCUUACAGUUAGCUCACAGUUAGCCUACAGUGAGUUAACAGUUUAGAAGUUUUUAUUUUCCCUUGACAAAGAAGAAAAUUCCCAUAAAGUUUUGACCUAAAAAUAAUGUUAAAGUUCGACAUGUUGCUCAGCUCCAACUUAAAGUGUAGGGGCAGGAAUAAAAUGAUUCGAUAAAUCGAUCGUCCUGAUGCAGAUAAUCAUUCACUUCUUAUUUUAUCAUCAGUAAUUAGUCCGUUAGAAACAGCUGCCUCAGUUUCCACAUUUCUUAACUCUGGUUUUUUGGAUCAAAUUAAGAAAGAAACUAGAUUUUUUCCAACUUUGUUCAUUUUCACUUUUUUCAAAUAAAAAACUUAACAGGUUAAUGAAAUACUAAACCGGUCUGAACUGGUUUGAAAAGGUUUGAAAACAGGCUAACCUUCCUCCUCACCGCACAGAGGUGUCGUCAACCAGUCUGGUUCAGUCCGAUCCAGUCUCGUAUGGUUCAGUCCAGUUCGUUCCAGUUCAGUCCGGUCCAGUUUGGUCUUGUUCAGUCCGGUCCAGUCUGGUUCGGUCCAGUUCAAUCCAGUCCAGUUUUAUCUGGUUUAGUCUGGUCCAGUCUAGUUUCAGCCUGUUCAGUCCGGUCCAGUCUAGUCAGGUUCAGUCCGGUUCGUUCCGGUUCAGUCCGGUCCAGUCCGGUCCAGUUCAAUCCAGUCUAGUUUGGUCUGGUUCGGUCCGGUCCAGUCUGGUUGGAGGAAUCUAUAAAACAGGAGUAGUCGGGUCGUAGUUAACGAAGUGGACCGGUUGAACUAAAGUGUCGUGUUUCACAUGAACAGACUCGUUCUUUAAAAUAAAUGAUCAAAGAUCAGAAAACUGUCGAUGAAUCAACAACAAACUGGUGUUUGAUUAUUUCUAAGAAUCAUCAGAUUCAACUUGAAAUGAAUUCAUCUUUACAGAAUCUGAUCAGAUAAAGUGACUCAGGAUCCGACUUCUCUUCCAUUGUUAUUCAGUUUCAUCUACAAACUGUGAAAACGGCUCAACCUCAUCAUCUUCAUCAUCUUCAUCAACCUCUGGUCUUCGUGUCUUUGAGUCGGUCGAGGCUCCGUCAUCGACGUCGUUCGCUUUAAAUGCCAAAUGUUGGUUUCAUGUUUGUUUUUUACUUUUGACUGUUUCUGAAUAUCCACAACACGUCUGAUGAUACUUUACUGUCACCGUGUAUCUAAUAUAUCCGAGCAGAAGAUGGUUUUAGUAAAACUUUUAAUACUGUACUUUUUAAAGAGGACGUACUGAACGUGUUCUGAAGCUUUGAUGUGAAGAACUUUUCUGUUGCAUGUGUCUGGUGGAGGGGGCAAAGGUUGAUGAUAGUUAGAAAAUGUGAAGAAGCUUCUGUUACUAUGACCACUAUCAAUCUAUAGAUCACUCACAGGUCGCUUCACAGGAAAUAAAGCACUUUAAGUGUCAAA